Lycium ferocissimum is the source of this 393-nucleotide messenger RNA. RefSeq names its product large ribosomal subunit protein eL8z-like. The transcript has a single exon. Bases 1 to 393 code for a protein of 130 amino acids. Lineage: Eukaryota; Viridiplantae; Streptophyta; Magnoliopsida; Solanales; Solanaceae. The record is from RefSeq and is a predicted model, not a curated record.
AUGCCUCGGGGGGUUCAACUCCAAAGGAAGAAGAAGAUCCUCAAGCAGCGAUUGAAGGUCCCUCCUGCUCUCAACCAGUUCUCCAAAACCCUUGACAAGAACCUCGCUACUAACCUAUUCAAGAUGCUUCUGAAGUACAGGCCUGAGGACACAGCUGCAAAGGAGCGUCUUGUGAAAGGGGCUCAAGCUGAAGCUGAAGGAAAAACUCCUGAAACACAGAAACCCAUCAUCGUGAAGUAUGGGCUUAAGCAUAUAGCUUACCUUAUUGAGCAGAACAAAGCUCAGUUAGUAGUGAUUGCUCAUGAUGUCGACCCAAUAGAGUUGGUCGUCUGGCUUUCUGCACUAGUGCACAAGAAAACUGCUUCAGCUGUGUUUGACUACAGUGAAGAAUGA